UGAAGCAAUAAAACAUCAUGUUCGCAGACAAUGGCUGAAAACACCACGCAUAAUGACAGCUGAAGUUUCCUCGAUUUUAGGUUAUUUUCCUUGGUUUUAAUCUUCGUUUACGCGAAUGUCGUCCAAUGUUGUAUUUGUGAGUUUGUUCAAAGUCAACAAACAUCUCCGACACCAAUGACUUUUUCUGGAAAUUACAGCACCAUGAAAUAGGGCUAAGUUGACCCUAAACAAAUGGAAUUUACACUUUCUGAGAUGGACGAAGAGAAGUCAGAAUCGUGCUCUAAAGAUGAGACAUUUUCAGGAAAUCUCGAUCAAAUUGAUUCCAGCAUAACACCAGACGUCUCUCUCGCAGAAGUCACCAACUCCCUAAUUCAGUCUGAUGUAAAAAUCAGUAAGGAUACUACUUCGGUUCAGGAGAAACUGGAACAAGUCGCUCAAACUAAAACAGAUUCAGUAUUAGUAAAUAACAAUGGGAAGUCUAGCUUUUUGAUAGAAGAAAACAGUAUUAUUUUGCCUAUUAAAAGUUCUACUUCUUUAAGUGAUCUGUCGAAUGAUUUUUCAAAAUGUCAAACAUUGUCUAAGGAUGCAGACCUUUUGAAAGAAAAACCACUUCUUAAAUCAUCUUCCUAUGGGGAUGUUAGAUUAUCAAAUACUGUUUCUGAUAAUGUUAGACAACCAAGAAGUGAGCAUGAAGAAUCAAUAGCAGUAUGCAACGAAGAUGAAGAAACACUUUUCAGUACCAAAUUAUACAUGGAUACUCAGCAAACACAUUUCUUGGAGAAAAAUGUUAUUCAAAAUGAGAUUCAAAAUGCUCUUCACACAGGAGAAAAUGUAGUACAGAAUUCUAACAUGAGUAACAAACUGAUGGAACUUAAUGAUCCUACAAAUGAUUCAAAACAAAAAUCCCAAUCCAUUGAAAAUACCAGAUCACAGAGUAACAUAAUAGUUCGUCCUACUUUGGCUGACGAUAGUAAAUUGGUUAAAAUUUCACUGCCAACGAAUCCAAUUAAUAUAAUGCAAUCCAAUGCCCAGUUCCUGAACAAGAGCCGCAAUUUCUUAAACUUCAUUACAGAAAAAUCGACAAACAUAAUGGAGAAAGCAUUGCUACCGCAACAUUUAACUGUAAAAUAUAAUUCGGUAAUGAAGUCUAUAGAUAAUUAUAACGAAAAAAAAUACGUGGAAGAACCUUGUAGUACCAAAUCUCCAUUAAAGGAACCAACGUUUCGAACCGAAUCAAACUUAAUGGAUAAAACGAACGCUAUCCUGUAUCCAUCGAAAAGUUCCAUGGGUCUGCAGAAUGAAAGAGAUAGUUGUACAAAGGAUUCUGAAAAUAAAAUAACUCUUACAAAUACACAUGAUGAAACACACGUUAAUACUGAAAAGAAUGAUAAGAAUAACGAUGAUAUUAGCGAUUGCAUACAAAAUAACACAAAUCAAGUUGAAGCACCUAUUACUGACAAAAGUAACGAACAGAACGAUAACGUACUCUGCAUGGAAGCGAACGGGAAUUGUACCGAUACCGAUUCCAUGGUAAUAAUUUCGGAGGGCAACAACAAUUCUUCUGAAAAUUUGAAACUGAGUUUACUGAAACACCCAGCAUACCUCACUUUAUUAAAAGAUUACGCAGAUUUAAAAACUAAGUACUUAAAAUUCCAAGAGAAAGUCGAAUACGUGGAAGAAAGAAAUCGAAUGUUAGAAGCAGAAAAUAAGGGAGAAAUCUAUUCUGUACAAAUUGAUAAUUUAGAGAAAACGAUAAACAAACUUACGUUCGAACUACAUACGUCGUUAGCAACACAGGAGACGCUUAAAAAAGAAUAUAAUGCCGCUAAUAAAGAGAGAGAAAGCAUGGUAAUGAAAUAUGCAGUUAGCGAGAAGCAACUGAUCGAUACUCAAAGGGCAAGAGAAUACGCAGAACGCAAAGCAAAAGAAAGCGGAAAACAACAGGAAUUGCUUCAAAGUAAACUACGCGAAAUGCAAGGAGAACGAACGAGGAUAUGUAAUAUUUUGGAUGGACGAUGUCGCGAAGUAACUGAGCUCCAAAAAGAAGUUGAAAAAUUGAAGGAGGACGUAAAUAUGAGAGACAUCAAAUUAAAAUGGACUCAAAACAAACUCAAAACGGAAAUGGACUUGCAAAAGGAAACUCAACAAAAACUGGAUAAAGCCACAACUAGAAUCAGCGAAAUGAAAGAGGAAUGCGAACAGAUACGCAAAGAGACGCAGGAAUCGAUGCGUCAAUUCCAACAGUCAGAGGAAAAUAAAGCAGUCACGUUGGAUCAACAAUUAAAAGAACAACAAGCACGCCUAAUAUUAGAAAGACACGUUACGGAAGAUAAAGAAAUGCUGAGGCUUCAAUUACAAAAGGAAGUGGAGACCCUGAAGCAUAGACAACAAGUCUUGAUCGAAGAAAAUAACACGCUCAGUUUAAAGAUACAGGAUACAGAACAAAAACGUUCAGUCUGCGAGAGUAAUCUGGAUAACUUGAAAAUUCUAGCUGAUCAACGUCAGAAAGAAAUUAUAGAGUUGCACGGUAAAGUAUCGGAGUUGGAAACAUUGAAAGUGCAGUUGCAACAGAAAAACCAAUGCUUGGACUCGAUCGAAUCAGAAAUGGAACACUUGCGUUUAGCUAACGAAGAAUUACAAGCUGACAUGUCCGCGUGUCGUCAGAAGGAAGCUGAUAUGUUAGAUUUUACGCAAAAAUUAACAGACAAAAACGUACGACUUCAGUCGGAAUUUACGGCUAUCGAAGCAAAGGUCAAACAUCUGGAAGAAAAUCAUGGGCCGCUACACGAGCGGAUAAGCUAUUUAACUGGCAAAAUUAAAACGCUGGAAGAGAGUCUUGCGAAAGAACAAAAAAUGAGAAUAGAAGAGUGCGAGAUACUAGCUAGACAUCUUGCUGAGCAGACUCAACUAGCCCAAAAUCUUGCUCAGAAAUUGGAAGACAGUCAAGGGGAAAACGCUGUGCUCAAGAGAAAACAGCAAUUAAGUAUGAAAGAGAUGACACGAGAAUUACAACAGUGUCGAAAGAAGCUAGAAGCUUUCGAGACAUCAUCGCCUUACAAUUCACUGGGCAUCGCGUCCAGGACUGGAUCAAGUAUAUCACUUAAUACAGGAGAUACUUUAAAUGGUGCCUUAUCCGAUAACAGUAUCAAUGGUGACCAAAGCAUUCAAUCUAUGGAACCUAGUAAACAAACGUUAAUAGAUCGUAUUAUAAAGUUGCAAGAAGAUAAUGCUAAAAAAGCAGAGAAACUAGACUUUUUCGAAGAACAUACCCGAACCCUCGUCGAAGAGUUACAGAAAAAGACGAGAAUCAUACAAACUUAUAUUUUACAUGAGAAUACUGGUGCCAUGGGUAACAACGAGCGAGAUAAAUAUAAGCAUAUCAAAAGCAGGAGAAAUGCAGCUGAAUUAGCGAGACACGGGGGAAUAAUGGCCUCAGUAUACAACCAACGUGUUUCGGAUGAUAAUAUGACGCUGGAAUUAUCGUUAGAAAUAAAUCAAAAGUUGCAAGCUGUUCUCGAAGACGCGUUAUUUAAAAAUAUUACCUUAAAGGAUAAUAUUGACACCCUGGGCGAAGAAAUAGCGAGGUUAACUAUCCAUAAUCAACAAAGGAAAAUUGCAAAUUGAAAGUACGUAAAAAUAGUACACUUGUACUUACAUAGUAAAAAAAAAAAACGGAGUAACACAUGCAUGUAUUAAAAAUAUGAAGAUUAUUAUUCAAGAGAUUUAUCGUAUAUAAGGUACUAAUACCAACUUAAAUGUCAUAUAUUAAAUACGCAGAAGUUAUAACAUGAUCACCGAAUUGUCACCUCGAAAAAAGUUAUAUUUUCAUUUGAGUAAAAAUAUGUAUAUUUUCUAUUUAAUGAUAUCUAGGUGUAAUUUCUUGGUAAUUUUGAUGUAGUUUAUCGUUGUAUGUUAAUACUGUUGGGCACUGCAGAACCUUUUAUUAAGAGCUUAUUUUUAAUUUAUUACGCUUUCUUUUGUGCAUAAUCCGUGGAAAUUGAUUAGAAUAUACAAGUGCUAAGUUUUUUUUGAUACAUUCUUUUAUAUUGUGUAUUAAAAUUGAAUGCUUACAUUUGGCCGAAACUGUAAAAUAUAUGAAGACUGCUUUUCAGUACAGAAAGAACAGUUUUAUUGUAUCUAGUCAAAAGUUAUGAUACUUAAAAGAAAUAAUUUGUUGAUCUGUUUAUUAAAGAUUAAACAUAUCCAAAGUCUAUCAUAAAUAUACUAUUUUUUACAAUUGUUUAAAAUUGAUUUGAUUAUCAUUUUAAUAAGCAAAUUUACAGUUUUCAAGGGACAUUCCAUGCCAUUAAUGCAUUACAAAUUUUCGAUAUGUAAGUCAGGAAAUUUGAAAGAAAAACUCGUUGAUUUUGUAUCAUUUUCAUGUACAUAAAAAUUUACAUAAAAAAGAAACAUUAUAUACAAAUUGUAAACAUGUGUAACGAAAACAAAUUUUAAUCUAAUAUAUGAAAUAUUGCAGAAGAAUCCUCAGCCUUUUUCAUUAAAAAUAAAACAUCCUUCACUUACCGUAUCGUGUCAGCCUUUCUGUUGUCCAAUGAAUAUCCAUCAUUAGCCAAUGGAACGAAGUAUGAGAAAAAACACGAAGUAUUUCACGCAAUAGUUUCGAUAAUUAAAAAGGUUUUAAUGAUAUAGGUUUGUUCAUACGUUUAAUGACAACCUGUACUACAUAAUAUAAAGUAUUUGAUUAUAACAAGACAAAGCAGACCUCGUGACUCUGUAAUCUAUAUCGUUUUGUAUUUUUUUGUUGUCAGGUAAUUAUGAAACUAUUACACUUUUACUCCAUCUAAAUAAGAGGAACACACCUAUUAUUCGCAAUCGAUCUCGAGUCUCCCUUGAGAAAUAUCGAUUUCUCGCUAUUUGCCAUAUAUAAGACACAUUAUUCCACCGGACAAUAAUUUUGUUCUAAACGUUUUGUUCGUCGAUUCUCUCUUUUCGCGUUUUUUUUUUUCUUCACCCUGUAUAUACAUAUGCACAUCACUUACAAUCUUACAAAGCACGUGUACUACCGAAAUUUACAAUCGAGUGGGUACAUUACGAUAAACUGCGAUUUAGUCAAAAGUAGGUAUGUGUACUUUUUACGUAUCUCGUGUGUACAUAUGUGCCUGUGUAUUUUGUACGUGUACGUAUAUAUAUACAUACAUAUAUAUAUGUAUAUAUGUAAUAGCAAUUACAUAUGCAUAUAUGUAUAUAUACGAAGUGUGGAUAUUGCUUUUUGUACAUUGUAUCGUGGUAUACACAUGUACAUGAACUUACGUCCUACAUUUCAUUUCUUCCGAAGGAUCAUCGUUUCGCAAUUAGGGCAACCUCAAGCGACAAUUUGUAAAGAUAAUACGAAUAUAUAUAUAUAACAAUGAUAGUUGCCUCGUUUGCCCCGACAAUGACUAAUAUAGCUACGCGUAUCUUCGAUUUCGUGAGGUAUUAAAUAGUAUUAGAACAUGGUGAUCGAUAUAGGAUUCCGAUUUUUCGUGAGUAAUAGCUGUAGCGAAUCGUGAGGGCGAAAAAUGAAUUUUUGAUCUUGCCAUUUUUGUUGUUUACAACCUUAAAAUAAUCGCUUGGUUCUCGCGGUAUUUGAAAGCGUUCGAUAAUGUGAACAUUCGAACGUAUAAUUCUGCGAGUUGUACGAAUAACGGUUCUAAAGUGUAUCGAUUUGCCCAGGGGUCCAUGACGCUGUUGAGACGGCCCUGUUUCUACGUCCUUCGCGACGCCACGGAUGAUAUUAGCGAUCACUAAUCGCAUUGUAACGGAACUAAAGACUAUUAUCCCGAUUUAUCGACUUUCCACGUCGAACGAAAAUACAACGUUAUUGUACUACAAAAAUAUCGCGACUGCGUAUCGAUACUAUUUUCUGCUACGUAUUUGAUUGCGUGUCAUCAUCUCAGACGUUUACGUAAAACCCAAGCUGUACACGUUUGCGAUCGACGAAUGUAUUUCCUUCCUGUCUUCCUUGUGAAAUUUUCUCAUCAGUUUAACGACGUCCAAGAACGGGACACCUUAUUAUCUCUUUCAGUUUUCAUGAUACGUCCUGUAUGUUAUAUCCAAAACUCUAAAGUGAUCAAGUACUUUACACGCGUAGUACCGUGCAGUUUCGUGUACAAUAAAAUUUCGAUCAUCAGAACCUAAUGACGUAUUAAUUCCUGUUGUACAUGAUUAUUUAUUUAGAAAAUGGUUAUCGAUUUUGCCACAUACAGCACCGACGGUCCAAAUUUUACUGUACUACACGCUUGAUAGAAGACGUUUUGCGCUAAUCAUGGAGCAAACAUUUCUCAAUUGACUAGGACGAAGUAAAGCAUAGAACCAUAUACAUAUUCUAGAUACAGCAGAGGAGACGUAGGCUUGGCUGUAUGUGAAAACGUCCCACCGUUAGAAGGAAAACUUAUCUAUCUUUAGUACCCUACUUGGCUCUUUUAUUAAUGCGAAUGAAAAAUAUAUAUAUAUAUGUAAUUAUUGAAAGUAGAAACGAUAACCAUUUAUCAUUACCAUAAAAAUGAUAUAAAAUGGUAAACAAGUUACUGAAAAAUAGAGACAGGUAAGGUACCGCGACCUUCUUUCACUUUUUAGCUGUAGUACAAGCUCGAGAUCUAGCUACCCUUGCUCUAUCCAUAAUAUCUCUAUGGUACGAACACGUGUACCGAGUACACCGUGCACUCACGCGACGGAAGCAGGCUUGGCGCAUCGAUCUGCUCUGGGCGUACACGCUACUCCAUGACGUUCACCCGAUAGAAUUGCAAAUUCUCAUUUCGGCGGCCAACGGGAGAAAAAAGGCGUACAUCUUUCGGUCGCCAUUGUUCCUCGACGGGCAGGAUCGAUUACGUGCGCGCUGUAUAGGCGACGGAGGAGAUAAAUACACCCAACUCGUAAAUUAGACGAGGUGCGAAAAGGGGGCACCGUAAGUGGACAAACAAGGGUACCUGGCUUUCGUUUUCUUUCGUAUCAACCAUUGGGAUCGAUCGUUGCAAUCGUUAAUAGAAACGAAGGUUUAAAACAGUGAUGGGCAAAACUCUAGG
Molecule: messenger RNA, 7022 nt
Organism: Hylaeus anthracinus
Lineage: Eukaryota; Metazoa; Arthropoda; Insecta; Hymenoptera; Colletidae
Gene: Golgin104
Product: coiled-coil domain-containing protein 186-like
Exons: 9
Coding region: 232-3624 (1130 amino acids)
Biological process (GO): vesicle cytoskeletal trafficking
Cellular component (GO): trans-Golgi network
Molecular function (GO): small GTPase binding
Source: RefSeq, a predicted model, not a curated record